CUCGUAAAAAAUUAAAUAACUGCCCGACAGUAAAAAAAAAAGUGGUUUAUAUCACUCAUAAAAUAAACAAUUCUUAUCACUACCUGCCUACUUCAAAUAAAUGACAUACUUAUCUAUUCUACCUUAUGCUAUAUUGAUAAUUGAUUUAGCAGUUGCUACAGUUGGUUGAGACUGACGACUACUAUAAAUUUGAGAAAAUGUUAAAAUAUAUUAUAUUAUGUCCACAUUAAAUAAUUUAAAAUUGAAUUAUAUAUUUUAAAAUAGUCAUCUCAUAACAAAAAGGUAACUGUGCCGUUUAUUCCAUGUAGGCAUGUACUGAUAAGAACCGUUUGAGUUCAUUAUAAGUAUUGUUUAUUUUUUUACCGAUAUAAACUGUUGUUUUUACUGUGGUAAAUUACUGAUGCUCUUGUCAUUUAUAUGACCUAAACUUUUAGUUUGUGUUGUUUUAUUUGAAAUUUUUUUCUUGACAGAUUUAUUAUGAAUAAAUUAGCACCAAGUAAAUGUACAGUUUAUGUAUCAAAUCUUCCAUUUAAUUUGACCAACAAUGAUUUACAUAAAAUAUUUGAAAAAUACGGAAAAGUAGUUAAGUAUGUAUACAAAUUACAUUUUAUAAACAGAAAAUAGACAUUUUCUCCAUAUUGAUUUUUUUACUGCCCUAGUCUUUUUCCCCUGAAAUUUUAGACAUGUUUGUGAAAGGUUAUUUUAUAAAAUAAAUUCUAAUAUUAUUCUUUAUUUCUAUUAAUUUAAGGUAAAUUCAUAAAUAACAUUAAAAAUUCAAACACUUAAACAAUUAUAAUAUACAACAAAUAACCUCAUAAUUUGGAUAUUUAUAAGACUUCAAUAAAGCAAUGCUUUUGUAACUAUUAAUGCAAUCACGUAUGGAAGUACGUAUUUAUAAAACACCAGGCAAGACAAAAUAAUGUUAAUAGUAGUUAAUAAUCAUAAAUCUUUGUGAUGACUAGGGAGCUAAAAAACUGAAUAAACUUUAUUAAUUGGUUGCAAUUAAUAUUGGUGUUAUUAUGAAUAAUAAUAAAUAAUAUACCUAAUACAUUUUUUAAUUUUAUUUAAUACUGUUUUAUUCAUUGCUAGGGGUAGAAGAGAAACGUCUUUUUAAACAUAAAAAUAAAGAUUAUAUAAUUUAAAAAAAUAAUGCAAAAUUGUAUGUAUUAGAUAUAGAUUUUAUGAUGGCUUGUUUCCAAUAAAAUCAUAAAAAACAAUAUAAAGAAAUGAAAAAAUAAAAUUAAUAUAAAAUAAAACAUAAUUACAUGGUAUUCCAUAAAGCUAUAACCUAUUGCAAAAGUAUUACCAAAGUAUUAAAUUAUUAUUUUUUUGAAAUUUUAAAAACAAUCAGCUGUUAAAUAUUACAUUAUUACUAUUUUACGUCAUUCUUAUUUUUGGGGUUGAAGCGACUCAAUAAUGGAAUAUUUUAUCUACAGGUUGACAGAAAAAUAAAAAUGUCAUUAAAAUAAGGAUAACAAAACAUAAUGGAAUUGUAAAAUUUUGCUGGUUGUUUUUCAAAAAUUGUUUAAAAAAGUUAAUACUUAUAAGAUAUGACAAUCUUUGUGGGGUACCACUGUGUAUACUGUUUUUCGUAAAUUUCUAAUAAUACUCAUCACUCAAUCAUGUUAAUGUCAAGUUAUUUAAUUUUAAAUGUAUAAUAUUAAUAUAAUUAUAUUAGAGUUACUAUAGUAAAGGAUAAAAAAACUCGUCAAAGCAAAGGAGUAGCAUUUGUGCUUUUUCUUAAACAAGAUGAUGCUAAAAUGUGUGUUAAAGCUACAAAUGGUAUUCAGGUAUCUAAUUAAGAUCUACAUAUAUUUAACACAAAUUUAAUUACAAACAAGUUGUCAAAUUGACAUUUUAGAUGUUUGGACGAACAAUGAAAAGUUCUAUUGCAAUAGACAAUGGCCGUAGUACUGAAUUUAUCCGUAAACGUCAGUAUACAGACAAAAGUUUUUGCUAUGAAUGUGGUAAAGAAGGACACCUUAGCUAUAAAUGUCCAGAAAAUUGUUUAGGUGAACGACAACCACCACCUAAAAAGAAAAAAAAGAAAAAUUUAGAUUGUAGAGAAGCAAAAAAUAAGGUAAAUGUUUAAUGAUGAUUAUUUUAUUUAACGAAGAUGUUUAAUAGUUAAAAAAUAUUAUCUGUAGAUUCGAGAAUCUUGUAAUAGUUCAGAUGAAGAUACAGCAUUUUAUGAUAAAACUAAAAACUAUGAUCACAAAAUCAAUAUAGAUGAUGGAACAUGUGAUAUGUCUGAUAAGGAAACUUUAAGUGCAGUAAUCCAAGAAGAAGUAAUCUAUAUAUUACAUAAAAAUAAUGUCUCAACUAUUUUCUAUUUCAAAUUAAUGAAUUAAAAUAAAAAAAAAAAAAUAGUACAUUUCUAUGGACAAAUUGAUAAUUUAUAAUAAUUUAAUUGAUUUUCAGUUAGAAAAAAAUAUUGAUAUGUCAAACAAAAUUAAAGUUGAAGAACAGCAUAAAAAGGUGUACCGUAAAGAUUCAUAUUUCAGUGAUGAGGAGGAACUUGUUGAUUAAUAAUUUUAGAAAUUUAUCUAUUAAAUAUUUUAAUUAUAAUGUUUUCACAAACCUGAAUUUAGAUAUGAUAUAAGUUAUGUAUUAGUUUCAUACAUUUUAACAUUAAUUUGAUUAUUAUCUUCAUCAAAUUGAUAUUGUGAGUUAUCAAUUAACUUGGGCAAAUCAAUUGAAAAUACUUCAUAAUUUUCAGAAGAACUGUAUUGACUAUUAUGUGGUAAUGAUUUGAAUUCAAACUUUUUAAAUUCUUUUACUAAAAAUUCUUUAUAAACAUAAAUAAAUAUUAAAAUAUAAAAUUAAAUAUAACAAAUAAAAAUUAUUUUAUUUCUUAACUGUUUGUUCUGCCAUAAUCAGUUUUCUGAAUUUUUUGAACUAUUAUAUCGUAACGUCCUUUACAUUUACUAAUAUGAUUACGAAAAUCUUGAUCAAAUUUUCCUAAACGAUAUAGUAUUAAAUAACUGUUUCCAAUAAUUUCUUCCAUUAGUUUUAAAAGAUCAAUGUUAAUGAGUUCCUUUUCUAACAAAUCAUACAAACAAAAUAAACAACUAAAAAUUAUUAUUUUAUAUAAAUCAUAAAAUAAAUAUUUUAAUAAGUAUAAUAUACCUUUUUCAUAAAUACUAAAAACUAUGUAUAAAAAGUGUAUAGUUAACUCCACAAAAGAUGAAGUACAGUCACAUGUUUUAUUUGGUAUUUUGUGCAUCCAUUUAGGUAUAUGUGUAUAAUUUAAAAGUACAUUUGCAAAAUAUAAAUAAUUUGUAACAAGAUAAUUGUCAUAUUUAAGAAGUUCUAAUUGAAGACAAAAAACUCGAAGAACACACGUUUCUAAAUUUUGAAUAAUAUAAUAAUUUCAUAAAUAAAUUACAAAACUAAUGUAUACUAGUUUAAUUUUACCUGUUGUAAAUGUACUAACACUUUCAGACAAAAUAAAUGUUUUUGGAGCUGAAAAAAAAAAUGAUUUUAUAGCAUUAUUUAUUUUUCUCAAGAAAAACAU
Molecule: messenger RNA, 3517 nt
Organism: Cinara cedri
Lineage: Eukaryota; Metazoa; Arthropoda; Insecta; Hemiptera; Aphididae
Source: the annotation of a GenBank genome assembly